Molecule: messenger RNA, 9048 nt
Organism: Pseudopipra pipra
Lineage: Eukaryota; Metazoa; Chordata; Aves; Passeriformes; Pipridae
Gene: SALL3
Product: spalt like transcription factor 3
Exons: 4
Coding region: 1837-5625 (1262 amino acids)
Biological process (GO): regulation of transcription by RNA polymerase II
Cellular component (GO): nucleus
Molecular function (GO): RNA polymerase II cis-regulatory region sequence-specific DNA binding; DNA-binding transcription factor activity, RNA polymerase II-specific
Source: RefSeq, a predicted model, not a curated record
AGGGAAGUCUUUCCCCACCCCCCCUCCUCACUUUUACAAAAAAAGGGGGGGGCCUGCGAGAAAAGCCUCUGUUGGGAAAGUGCGUGCGGAGAGGGAGGCUCGGCGGCGGCGGGGAGCGCAUCGGGCUGCGGGGCUGGGGGCAGCCCCGGCGGCAGCCCCGGCAGCGCGGCACGGGAGGCGGAGGAGGAGGAGGAGAGUAGGAGGAGCUGCCGUGUGACCCGCACCGCUCCCAAACUUGAAAGUUUAUCUGCCCGAAAUCAAGAGCGGCCGCGGUGUGCGCAGCGCUCCUCGGCACGGAGCGGAGCCAGCGACCGGCGGACCCGCCGCGCAGGGAGCGGCUGCCGGAGCCUCUGCGAACGAGGCAAGGCAGGGGAGGGGGGAUUACCCCAGCGACAGCAACAGCCACCCCCCACCCCCCAAAACUGGGAGAGGAUCCAUGCUAUUUGCUGGAGACCAAGGACUUGCUCAUCGGCGCACACGCGAGCCCGCUGUCAUUAGCUAAAAGGACACAAGGCUGAGCCGGGGGGAGGGUAGGUGGGCGGAAGGGUGAGGAGUGUCACAAAAAGUCAUUACAACCUGAGAGAGAGGGGGAAGAAAGAAAAAAAAAACUUCCUACCAAUGGACAACAGGAAGUGACCACCACCACCAACGGGGAGUCUCUGCUUGGAGAAAGAAGCUGCAAGACAAAGAAGAAGGAAGGAGAGGUGAAAGACAAAACUGCCCAAGGUCUUCUGCGUUUGCGUGCGUGCGCUUUCGAGAGAGUCAACAGAACAAAAGUCAGCAGGGAAGGGGAGACAGAAAGAGCGACGGGAAAGGAGACAGGAUGGAGGAAGAGCUAAAGACAAGCAUGUGAAGACCAAGGGGAAAGAGCAGAGCAACGCCGAAAAAGAAAGCACACUGAAAAGAAAGAGAAAAAGAAAAGGCUUACACAAAAGUUUCUUUUCCUCCUGGGAAGAAAUUACUCACACGCACACAGAAAUCAGAUGCCUCAGAUGCCUUGCAGCUCAACUUCUGGGGAAAGGGAGACCGAGAGAGAAGAGAACGCAGAGUGAUGUGAAGAAAGGGGGGGUGGGGGAAGCCCGAAAGAAAGCAAAGCAAAAGAAACUGAGAGACAGGGGGAAGAAAGAAGGACGGACAGAAAAGCGAAGAUCGUGACCUUUCCCAACAAGUGAACCUUGCACAUAUGUUGUGUAAAGUGUGUGCAAAACAGAUUCCCUUCUGCGUGGUGCGUGUGUGCUUCGCUGCUGCUGCUGCUGCUGCUGCCACCGCCGCCGCCGCUGCCGCCGCCGCGGUCGGUGCCUCUCGCAGGCGGCGCUGCCGGCGCCGUGGAGACGCAUCAUUUGGCGGAGCGAAGCGGCUAAUUGCGGAGCCCCGUCCUUCAUUUACAUAUGCAGCCUGAGUCCGCUGGAGCCGCGCCAAUCCGCGCUCGCCCCCAGCACCAUUAAUCGCCAUGCAUUAUUCACAACCAUAAUUACUGAGCCCCAUGCGCGCUGCGCGCAGCCGCCCCAGCCCGCCGCCCCGCGCACACCCCGCCGCUCCGCGCACACCCCGCCCGGCUCAUCCCCCGCUCGCUCACCCGCGCACCCGCGCACUCAUUCACUCACUCCCAGUUUGGCUGGCUGGUUAGCCUUGCCUUUUUUUUUUUUUCCCCGUGGUGUUUGUUGCCUUUUCUGUUGUUUGUUUGGUUUGUUUUGCAACUCGACUUUUAUUUGUGAACAGUUAUUUCCAACCCCCAGCCCUCCUUCCCUCGUUCCCAAUUCCUCCCCCCUCUCCUUUCCACCUCCACGUCGCUGAUGCCUCUGCAAAAAGCAGAGUCAAGACGGCUCAGUUAGCAGCAUGUCUCGUCGAAAGCAAGCGAAACCUCAGCAUCUCAGGUCGGACGAAGAGCUGCAAGCGGAGGUAGUUUCUGAGCACGCAGUCCCAGGAGAAGGAGCAGAUGAUGGUGAUAGUGGGAAUGAGAGCAGGAGUGGAAGUGAAGAAACCAACGUCUGUGAGAAAUGCUGCGCUGAGUUCUUCAAGUGGACGGACUUCCUGGAGCAUAAGAAGAGCUGCACUAAAAACCCCCUGGUGCUGAUUGUUAACGAAGAUGAAGCAGCUCCACCCCCUGCUGAGGAAUUCCCUGAGCCCUCGCCCGCGAGCUCUCCUAGUGACCAAGCAGAGAGUGAAGCUGCUGAAGAAGGCGUCCAGGUAGAAAGCAAUGAUAGCUCUGAGAUAAAAAACACGGAAAAGGAAGAAGAGCCAAUGGAGGUAGAAACUUCUGCAGAGAAGAGUUUCCAGAAUCAAGGCACCUCAAACACAGCUACUCCUCUACCUCAGAUCCCUGAAUCAUCUUCCAUGACAAGCUAUAACAUGCCAAACACCAAUGUCACACUAGAGACUCUGCUGAGCACUAAAGUGGCAGUUGCGCAGUUUUCGCAGAGUGCACGGACCACUGCUUCUGCGAGCAUCAGCAGCGGGGUGACGGCUGUGGCCAUCCCCAUGAUUCUGGAGCAGCUCAUGGCCCUUCAGCAGCAGCAGAUUCACCAGCUUCAGCUCAUCGAGCAGAUCCGCAGUCAAGUGGCAAUGAUGAACCGCCAGCCGUUACGACCAUCCCUCAACCAGAUCGUGGCCGCCCAGGGUGGUCCCGGGCAGGCAUCCAACCAGCUGCAGGGGUUUGCCACCAGCGCUGCCGUCCAGCUCACCGCAGUCAUUCCUUCCGCCAUCGUGGGGCAGGCUGCCAGCAGUCAGCCCACUGCCUUUGACGGCUCUCAGCACAUCUCAAGACCUACAUCUGGAGCGAGUACACCCAAUAUAUCCAGCAGUGGCUCUUCUGCUCUGCCUGAAUCAGGUGUACCUUCCUCCUCAAACGCAAUUACGUCCAUAACUCCCGUUCCUGUGUCAAAUGCUCCGAACAGUGCUUCGCAGCCCCAGAAUGCUUCGACUCCACCUUCAAUAGGACAUGGAAGCCUCACCUCAGUGUCCAGCCUGCCAAACCCACUUCUACCUCAGACUUCAUCAAAUAGUGUGAUUUUCCCCAAUCCGCUGGUUAGCAUUGCUGCAACAGCUAACGCCCUCGAUCCUCUGUCUGCCCUUAUGAAGCACCGCAAAGGAAAGCCACCAAAUGUGUCAGUGUUUGAACCCAAGUCAAGCUCCGAAGAUCCCUUUUUUAAACACAAAUGCCGAUUUUGUGCCAAGGUCUUUGGAAGUGACAGUGCUUUACAAAUUCACCUCCGCUCGCAUACAGGUGAAAGACCUUUUAAGUGUAACAUAUGCGGAAACCGCUUUUCCACGAAGGGCAACCUGAAAGUUCAUUUUCAGAGACAUAAAGAGAAAUACCCUCAUAUUCAGAUGAACCCUUAUCCUGUUCCAGAAUACCUCGAUAAUGUGCCCACCUGCUCUGGAAUCCCAUAUGGGAUGUCUCUGCCCCCCGAAAAGCCGGUCACAACAUGGUUAGACAGCAAACCUGUUUUACCAACAGUCCCAACUUCCAUUGGGCUCCAGCUGCCCCCCACUAUACCUGGUGUGAACAGUUACGGAGAUUCUCCGAGUAUCACUCCUAUGAGCAGGUCACCCCAGAGGCCUUCUCCUGCUUCCAGCGAAUGCACUUCUCUAUCCCCCAGCCUCAACACUUCUGAGUCAGGGGUUCCAGCAUCUGCUGAAUCCCCACAGCCUGUUCAGAGUGGCUCAUCUCUGACCAAGACAGAACCUGUCACUCUGCCUCCCACGAGCACACGGCUCGGGGACCUUUCUGCAGGUGGGCAAGUUUCUGCAGCUUCCACGUCUUCAAUUCCUACUGCUGUUACAGACAGCAGCGUUGCAACAAGCCUCCCAAACCCUGUGCUUCCAGUAGUGUCUGACCAGUUUAAGGCAAAGUUUCCAUUUGGUGGUCUGCUAGACUCUAUGCAAACGUCAGAAACCUCAAAACUGCAACAGCUAGUGGAGAACAUUGAUAAGAAGAUGACAGAUCCAAAUCAAUGCGUCAUUUGUCACCGUGUGCUUAGUUGUCAGAGUGCUCUCAAGAUGCAUUACAGAACACAUACAGGAGAAAGACCAUUUAAAUGCAAAAUUUGUGGACGUGCCUUUACUACAAAAGGCAAUCUAAAAACACAUUUUGGAGUUCAUCGAGCGAAGCCACCACUUAGAGUACAGCACUCGUGUCCCAUUUGUCAGAAGAAAUUUACAAAUGCGGUUGUUCUUCAGCAGCACAUUCGUAUGCAUAUGGGUGGGCAAAUUCCAAACACGCCACUACCAGAGGGCUUCCAGGACGCCAUGGACUCAGAGCUUUCCUACGAUGAAAAGAAUGUUGACACACUGAGCAACUUCGAUGAUGACAUUGAUGAAAAUUCUAUGGAAGAGGACCCAGAACUAAAGGACACAGCAAGUGACUCAUCCAAGCCCCUUAUCUCUUACUCUGGGUCAUGCCCUUCUUCACCACCUUCUGUGAUCUCUAGUAUUGCUGCUUUGGAGAAUCAAAUGAAAAUGAUUGAUUCUGUCAUGAACUGUCAGCAGCUGACCAGUUUAAAAUCCAUAGAAAAUGGAUCAGGGGAAAGUGACCAUUUGAGCAAUGACUCCUCAUCUGCCGUUGGUGAUCUCGAAAGCCAGAGUGCAGGCAGCCCUGCAAUGUCAGAAUCUUCUUCCUCCAUGCAGGCUUUGUCUCCUGUAAAUAGCAAUAGUGAAAGUUUCAGAUCAAAGUCCCCUGGUCUCAGUAACCAGGAAGAGCCACAAGAAAUACAACUAAAGACAGAAAAACCAGACAGUCCACUGCCCACAACUGAAAAUGGAGGCGCAUUAGAUCUGACAUCCACCAACCCAGGAAGACCGGUCAUCAAAGAGGAGGCUCCUUUUAGUCUGCUGUUCCUGAACAGAGAACGUGGUCCCAGCCAAAGUACUCCUAGCCUGGUCACCAGUACAGCACCUACCAUGAUCAAAAUGGAAGUGAAUGGUCACAGCAAGCCGAUCUCUUUGGGUGAGGUUCCCUCGCUUCCAGCUGGAAUCCAGGUUCCUGCUGCACCACAGACAGUGAUGAGUCCGGGGAUCACCCCUAUGCUGGCGCCCCCCCCUCGCCGGACUCCCAAGCAGCACAACUGUCAGUCGUGCGGGAAGACCUUCUCCUCAGCAAGUGCACUGCAGAUACACGAGCGCACCCAUACCGGUGAAAAACCGUUUGGUUGCACAAUCUGUGGUAGAGCUUUUACCACAAAGGGGAAUCUUAAGGUGCACAUGGGGACUCACAUGUGGAAUAACGCCCCUGCACGCCGCGGCCGCCGCCUCUCUGUGGAAAACCCCAUGGCUUUGCUUGGUGGCGAUGCACUCAAGUUCUCCGAGAUGUUCCAGAAGGAUUUGGCAGCUCGGGCCAUGAAUGUUGACCCCAAUUUUUGGAACCAAUAUGCUGCAGCUAUCACUAACGGACUUGCUAUGAAGAACAAUGAGAUUUCUGUCAUACAGAACGGAGGCAUUCCUCAGCUCCCAGUAAGUCUAGGCGGAGGCGCCAUCCCACCUCUAAGUAACCUUACCGGUGGCAUGGACAAAUCUCGCACGGGCAGCAGCCCUCCCAUUGUCAGUCUGGACAAAGCAAGUUCUGAAACGGGAGCCAGUCGUCCAUUCACCAGAUUUAUUGAGGAUAAUAAAGAGAUUGGCAUAAAUUAAAAGCAUUCAUUCUGAGUAACUGUUGGACCACUACUCUACACAACACUUGUCCUGUUCCAUGUACAGCUUUUGAAGUUAAGCAUUAGUUUUCUGACCUAAAUGCAUAGGUUCCCUUUAAAGUUUUACCCAUAGCAGAAAUACAUAACUCUAUGGCUGCUGAAAAGUUGUCUUGCAAGAUCUGCAUGGUACUUCUUUCAACAGUGAGUUUGACUGUUACUGAGAACUUUGAAACCUUUUAAUUUAACAGAAAACAAACAAACCAGUCACAGGAUAACUUCAUUAGAAACAGAAAGAGGCUAGUCUAUAUCCACUUCGCUUCUUACAAAACUUACUAUUACCUGAGAAAGGGGGGCUUCGUUACAGCAUUCUGUCACACUUAUUUGCUGGUUUUGUUCAAAUUAGUUAGAAACUUGGACUAUGUUUUUAGGAAUCUUAAUCUUAAAUAAGUGAUUUAGUACCCCAAUGCUGUGUAUUAUUACAGUAUCCUUGUCUGUAGUAUUUAUAAUGUUAAGAUUAUGCGGGUAACAGACAAUAUACUAGCCCCAAACUUAAAUGAAGCUUUUGUACUGCAAAAUACAUCUGGCUAUGUGAUUUUUUUUUUUUUAAGCAAGUUCUGUUUUACUAUGAAUAAGUGGUUUAUUUCAAUGCAGGCAAAAUUGUGAAGUUUUAUUGGGAAAGAUAGCAUGCUUUUCAUGUGCAAGUACCUGUCAGUAACAAACCUUUUUUUAUUUAAAUAUUUGUAGCUGCUAUGUGGACAGUUGUUCUAUUAAAUGAAAAAAAUUGUAGUGUGGAUUUUAGCUCAAUGAUUGGAAACCAAGUUACAGACAAACCUUAGCACCAUAAAUUAUUCACAACAUUAUAAACAGUUGUGAGUAAAUACUUCGUGUUAUAAAAGCUGUACAAUAAAAAGGUAAUGUUUGUAUAAUGUGGUUGCAAACUCUUAAUUUAUACUAUUGCACUUUUAGUAUUUUGUACUAGGGAGGUUUGUCUAUAAUUUGAAACUGAACAAAAAUGUAAACUAUUUUAUAAAUAAUACUUUGACGUAAGGAAUAAGGAGGAGGACCCUGUUGCAGUUUCUUGUUUUGUAAGGUCAAACAAUGAGAGAUCUCUAUUAAUUAAGCAGAAAAGUUGCAGAGAACUGUCAGAUCCUUAGGAAAUAUGGGGCCUGCCAUUUCUUAAAAGGAAAUGAUUCUUUUAACUUUUCUACGAAGCCCACUUAAAAGCGUGACCGCCUCCGACAGAAUUCUGAUACAGUUAUCUUAGGAGUGUGAUAUUAAUACAAGUCUAGGAUAGAGGAAGGAGAACAUUGUGUAGGUUUAAUUUUACUGUAAUCUUUUCUGUCUCUUUCACACAUAACCAUGAGAAAGAUACCAACUGCCUAAUAAUAUUAGAACAAAAUAAGAACUUUCAGGCAGCAUGAGCAGUAGUAACAUACGAAUGUUCUGUAUUUAUUUCCAACUCUGUCUGAUUAUCUUUUCAGGUUUCUCCAAAGCACAAUGUACUCUGAUUAAUCAAAUAUAAUUUUAUGUUGAUUGCAUUGUUGAAAUGACACCAAGUAAACAAAGGGAAUGGUUCCACUCAUAAGUUAGGCUGGGGAUGCUGAGGAGACUGGGGCUUAAUCAAAACUUGAACAGUAAAUGUUUUGUGUACUACCUCAUUUUUGUGCAUUACAAGCAUGGUGGAGCUGACACUAUGAACUUCCGUCCAGCAGAAUUGCUUGAGGGACAUUAUGGGUAGCUGGGUAACAGCGCAAGGAGUUUUAUGCCCCUGAAGAACGAAUCAGACAGUGAGGUCUUCUCAGUUGAUACUGAAAAAUAGGACAAUCUUUCUUAUACAACAGAAACCAUUACUGUAAGAGGAUGGACUAUUUCUGCCAUCACAUAAUGGAGUGAAAAGAGGUUCAAAGACUUAGCUGUUUGUUUCUAUUGGAAAUGAACAAUGAACUCUACAGCUCCAUUUUCUACAAUGAUGAGGUAGAGAUAUAUAGAUAUAUGUAUCUCUCUACAUAAUAAAAAUUUUGUGUCUGUAACACCUCUACAAUAUAACAUCAUUUUUUGCCACAGUGUGUGGGUGGUUAGAGGUGUUUCCAAGCAUAAAAAAAAAAAAAAAAAAAAAAACAAAACAAAAAAACAACAAACUGAGGUGGCUUAAUGUUGCUGGAUUUCAGCAAUUGAAUGUUUUUAUUUAUCUGUGUAAUUUUUGGUGUGACUUUUUUUUUUUGUUAGUAUUUGGUACCACCUAGUGUUAUCUCUGUUCCCUAAAGGAUGUGUAUAACUUAAAAAAAAAAAAAGGAAAGAAAAAAAAAAAGAGAAGAAAAAAACAAAAAAGGAAAAAAAGAAAAAUCUGUAAAGUGUUGUAAAUAAGAUGGUUGAUGAUGGUACAGUAAGACUGACCCCAUUUUGUAUUCAGGGUUAGGCCAUUCCUCUCUGCAUGGUGAAGAGAGACACUAUUUUUAUACUGUGAUACCAUGUAGGGCUAGGAGCCUCCCUGAAACAGCUGGGAAUUGUUACCUAGAUCCAAUAUUUUUUAUUAUUAAAUCUUGUUGGCUUGACACAUCUACUGAUUGAAAUGGAUGUCUUAGUCUAGGUUACUAUUUUUGUCAUAUGGAAUUGAAUAAAAUGCAGGAUGUAAUAUUAUUUCUGAAUUGCGUUCCUUGAUUAUUCUAAUAACAGAGCAAGAUAUGAGACUAAGGUCACUUGUGGUAGAUUGGUGUCAAUGACUUCUAAUCAUCGCAUCUGAAACUCAGAAUAAGGUCGACACCUUAUAUUCAAAUGUUUUUCUAAUUUAUAUUAACAGUGCAAAGGGAUAGAAUUAUUAAAACCUCUUUUCCCAUGAAAAUAAAUCAUUAGAGCAUUUAUUGCAAGACAGUAGAACAAAAAAACCCAAAACCACCAAAACAAAAAAAAAAUAAUAUUUUGGAGUGGGGAAAACAGACUUUGGAAGGACUACUCUUUCAAAUUAACUGCUUUCUGAACACUUAUCAUGUAUUCUUUACUGAAAAAGCCUCCUUUUCAGGUUGUUUAAACAUCUGCCUAAUAUCCACGAUAUACUGCACAAUAAAAUCUGGGAACAAAUUUAUCAGGAGCAGUUCAAAUUCUAAAAUAAAACAAAAAGGAAAAAAAUUGACAACUCGCAUCCGUUCAUUCCAAAUGACAUAACCUGUACAUUUAAACCUAUGAUUUUGUUUCAUCUUUUUUUUCAAGACCCUAAUUUCUCAAAGCAUGUCUAACUUUAACCAAAUUAUUUUUUCACGUUGAUUUAAAUGAAAGUAUUUACAUUCUUAAGGUUAGGCAUGUGAUUAAGUAUCUCCUGCAAAAAAAAGUUGUAUGUUCAAGUAACCUUCAAGCUGUUAUAUUCCGAUGUUGGAUGCCUGUUGCAUUUAAAACGGACAAAAGAUAAAUAAAAGAGAAAAAUCUGUAUUAA